CCUGCUCCUAUCGACUACUAAAAGGCCACAACAGCAUCAUGAACUCCCGCGUAUUCUUGGGUCUCCUCCUGUGCGGUCUCUGGGCCUCAUCUGAGUCUGUCGUCCUCUUGGGAACCACCGCCACCCUCGGCACUGUCGCCGCCACCACAGUUACCGCCUCUGCGGCGACCGCUUUGGGCGUGGGCGCGCUGGCGGUGCUGAAGGGAGCUCUUAUCGGGAAGCAUCUUGCGCGCAGAAACAAGAGGGAUGUCGACUCUGAGGCUGACGAGGCAGUGGAGGUUGCCGUGGCCCAGCAGAUGGAUUCAGCUGGCUGCGUGGCCAAGCUCUUGUGCGAAAUCGAGGCCAUGUCCGCUGACCAGCUGACUCCUGCCAUGACCUCCUUCAAGACUGCUUUCGAGAACAACGAGAAGCUCAAGAGCGCCCGAGGCGUGUACGAUCUGGCCAUCAGCUUCGGCUCCAAGUUCGCCAAGAAGGACUCGAAGGCCUGCAGCGCCCUCUUCGAGAAGUGCGUCCUGUCCAGGGAGGACCUCUCCUUCAUGCUGGAUUCCGUCUUCACUUGCUAGUCAUAAGAUUACCUGCAGAAGCAGGUAAAUUCCCAUUUAACAAAAAGAAAUAAAUUUGGUUCCUGGCAAAAUUGCUGGUUUUACCAUGUUGUUUGUUGACUGCGUAGGCGUUACUUUAAAGCAUUACAUUUCAUUAUUUUGUUUCAGUAUUAAAGGAAUAAAUUAUC
Penaeus vannamei (Pacific white shrimp) is the source of this 730-nucleotide messenger RNA. RefSeq lists its product as uncharacterized. Lineage: Eukaryota; Metazoa; Arthropoda; Malacostraca; Decapoda; Penaeidae. The record is from RefSeq and is a predicted model, not a curated record.